Eriocheir sinensis (Chinese mitten crab) is the source of this 1519-nucleotide messenger RNA. RefSeq names its product tax1-binding protein 3 homolog. The transcript has 4 exons. The coding region runs from base 68 to 439 and encodes 123 amino acids. Gene Ontology annotation, cellular component: plasma membrane. Lineage: Eukaryota; Metazoa; Arthropoda; Malacostraca; Decapoda; Varunidae. The record is from RefSeq and is a predicted model, not a curated record. Gene Ontology annotation, molecular function: protein binding.
CUCCACUCACCACCACUUACCUCCACUUACUCACCUCCACUUACUCACCUCCACUUACGCCACCACCAUGACCACCGCCGCCUUCUCCCACGAGCCCGGGACCGCCAUGGAGUGUCUAAGCAUUCCCAUAACGCUUGAGAAGGAGACGGGUAUUGACGAGAACGGGCGGCAGGUUCUCAAGUGUGGCUUCAAGAUAGGAGGCGGCAUAGACCAGGACUACAUGAAAAGCCCCCAAGGAUACACUGACAAUGGCAUCUACUGCACUGAGGUCCAUGACGGGUCGGCCGCCGCUCGUGCUGGGCUACGCGUCCACGACAAGAUCCUUCAGUGUAAUGGCUAUGACUUCACCAUGGUCACGCACAAGAAAGCCGUCGACUACAUCAGGAAACACCCCGUACUGAACCUCCUGGUGGCUCGCCGCGGGGUCACUCACUCCUAACUGGUGGAGAGUUUCCCCAGCUUUCCAACGGUGCCCUCGGAUCUGGUCUACCUGGCCGGGAAGUUGGUCAAAAUUGGUCAAAUGUGAGAGGGUGUGUGGUUCAAGUUAGCUGUGUUCCCAUAAUUUUGACCACAAGUUGCAUAUACUAGUUUCCAUUUUUCUAUCUUAUUUUUAUGUUAUUUUAUUGUCACUUAGCAUCAUCUGGUAGAAAAUUUCCUAAUGUUUUCAACGGUGUAUUCGGAUUUGGUCUACCUGAUCAGGAAGUUGGUCAAAAUUGGUCAAAUGUGAGAGGAUGUGUCGAUCAAGUUAUCCAUUUUCACAUCAUUUUGACCAGAAGUUGCAUAUAAUAAUUUCCAUUUUUCUACCUUAAUUUAACACUUUUUUUAAUAUCACUUUGUAUCAGCUGAUAGAGAAUUUCCUUGGCUUUCUACUGAUGGCUUCGGAUUUGCUUUAACUAGUUCAUAAAUAGGAGAAAAAUAGCAAAAUAUGAGGCAGUGCGUCAUCCAACUUCAGCCAUUUUUGCAUUGCCAUGACCAGAAGUAGCUUGCAAGCAUUCCCUUUUAUCUAACUUAUUUUAAUUAUUUUGCAGUGUCACUCAGCAUCACCUGGUAGAGAAUUUCCUUGGCUUUACAAUGGUGUCUUUCGAUUUGGUCUAUCUGGUCUAGAAGUUGGUCAAAAUUGGUCAAAUGUAAGAAGAUGUGUGGGUCAAGUUAGCCUAUUUCACACAUUUUUUUACCAGAAGUUGCAUAUACUAAUUUCCAUUUUUCUACCUUAUUUUAACUUUUUCGUAAUGUCACCUAGCAUCACCUGGUAGAGAAUGUCCUCAGCUUUCCAACGGUGUCCUCGGAAUUGCUGUAACUAGCCUGGAAAUUGGAGAAAAAUAGCAAAAAGUGAGAGGAGGUGUCUCAGAUCCGCCAUUUUUGCCCCACCAAGACCGGAAUCGCUCACAUUAACUUCCUUUUUUUUCAUAUGUGCCCUGCCUCUUGUAAGUGCUGCAUAGACUCAUCUUAUAGUAAAUUUCAUCAGCUUUCCAACGGUGUCCUCGGAAUUGCUGUAACUAGCCUGGAAAUAGGAGAAAAA